Thermothielavioides terrestris NRRL 8126 is the source of this 1129-nucleotide messenger RNA. RefSeq lists its product as uncharacterized. Bases 151 to 876 code for a protein of 241 amino acids. The record is from RefSeq and is a predicted model, not a curated record. The transcript has a single exon. Lineage: Eukaryota; Fungi; Ascomycota; Sordariomycetes; Sordariales; Chaetomiaceae.
AUGACAGCCCACAACGGCGGAAUCCCGCUUCUGGCCACAAAAAAAACCCGCCCAGAUGUGCGAUCCGGCGUCAUUAAUCAGCACCAGCGCCGCCCUCUUGUCCCGGGCUGCUAGUGAUGCCUCGAAGCCGCUCGGGCGGCGUCUUCUACCAUGACCGACUCGUCGUCCGGGCAGUGGAUCCUGGUGCUGUCGCUCACCGCCCUUCUGCUCUCGCUCGCCGUGCUCGCCCAGAUCGUCAGCCGCUACGCCCUGGCCUACCUGGAUGCCCCCAGCGAGGUGUCUGCCUUCCUCGAUGCCGUCGACAGCUCGAUCGCCGAGAACGAGUCCUAUGACCGCGACAUCGGAAAGGUCCAGCGCCUGGAGGACAAGCUCCGGCUCGGCCGGCUGCUGCGCGAGAUCCAGCGCGGAGGCGAUGACUUGCGUGAGGAGCUGAACGCCCUCUUGCUUGGGGACGACGACCCGCGGCUGCGCGUUGGUGCACGCCUAUGCUGGGCAAGCCACCGGCUCCGGCUGGAGGAAAAGGUGCGGCGCCUCGACCUUCUGAGGAUGCGCUUUCUCGUCGUCCACAUGAGCAUCAUUGCCGGCGUGGCGGCCCAGCAGACGGCGGCUAAGAAGGAUCUUGGCCCGCGCGACCCGGAGAAGACGGAGGACGCUCCCCUUACCCCGCGCCCUGGUGGCUUGCCGGCUGCUCUGGCCGACAGCAUCAAGGCGAAGCCUCCGCUGCGACGAUUGACAGUGCAAGCGAUUGGCCACCAAGAGAAUGUCGAGGGAAACCACCGCAAGGGCUGGGUCGGCGUGGUGCAGGAGCUGCAGAGGAGCCCCCUGUUACGAGAGAGACACGCGAGCAUCGAGCUGGCCAUGUCGCGAACACCGUGAGAGCGGCCCAACAUCCUUGCCUGCCUUCGGGGUGUCAAUGCACUGGUCGGCCGAUACCUGUCGUCUGUCCACGACAAACAUUCCUCACGAGAUAUGACCCUUGACGAUGCGACGAACUCACGUCCCUUAUGAAUGUAUGAACGAAUGCAUGAUCACGGCAUGGCGGUUGGCGCACAGGAGGAAGUCGAGCUGGUUGUUGGUUGGGACGAGUUACGUACGGCGUUUUGUCACAUCACGAGAUACCCCUUUUACG